AUGGAGGACAACAGCUCAUGGGUUGAUGGUGAGGUGAGACAGAUCAAUGACAGGGUGAUUUCUGUGCAGCUCCUGGUCAUGAUGUUUCUUGGCAUCAACUUUUUACUCAUCCUAACCUUUUUCAAGAAGAAGUCCUUCUACACACUUGCACGCUACAUCUUAUUUGCUGUUACACUACUGUCUGAUAGCUUGAUAUUACUCAUAUCUAAUAUUCUGUUCCUCUUGGCCUAUUUUAAUUUUACCAUACAAGUGUGGUUAUGUAUCAGUAUUUCUAUGGUGCUGCUUCUGUAUUUAAUGGUCACACCAGUUACUCUGACAGCAAUGACCUUGGAGCGAUAUGUUGCCAUUUGCAUGCCUCUGCGCCAUGCAGAGCUGUGCUCCGAACGCAUCCAUGUGCAUUGCAUUCUCAUCAUUCAUGGCCUCAGCUCUUUACCCUGCAUUGCUGUUUUUUCCUCUUUCUUUGCAUCAGCCUCUCUGAGCUUGUACAAACAACACAAGAUAUGCACUCUGCAGAUGUACAUUUUGCACAGAUGGCAGGGUCAUAUCAGGUCAACUGUACAACAGUUUUACUUCUUCAUUAUGGUUAUCAUCAUUGUAUUCUGUUAUGUUAAAAUAAUGAAAGUGGCCAAAACGGCAUCUGGAGAUGAUAAAAAGUCAUCACAGAAAGGUCUCAGAACAGUAAUUCUUCAUGGUUUCCAGCUGCUGCUCUGUCUCAUCCAGCUAUGGACCCCUUUCAUAGAGAUCUAUGUAUACCAGAUUAAUGUAUUUUUUGAUGUAAGGUUCUUUAACUAUGUAUUGUUUUAUCUUACUCCAAAAUGUCUGAGUCCUCUGAUAUAUGGGCUCAGGGAUGAUAUAUUUUUUCAUGCACUGAAAAACUAUGCCUUCUUUGACUUAUAUAAAAAAUCUAUUUUUCAAGUUGCUGUAGGCCAGUGGUAG
This is a messenger RNA of Acanthopagrus latus (yellowfin seabream), 936 nucleotides long. RefSeq names its product odorant receptor 131-2-like. The transcript has 2 exons. Gene Ontology annotation, molecular function: G protein-coupled receptor activity. Gene Ontology annotation, cellular component: membrane. The record is from RefSeq and is a predicted model, not a curated record. Bases 1 to 936 code for a protein of 311 amino acids. Lineage: Eukaryota; Metazoa; Chordata; Actinopteri; Spariformes; Sparidae. Gene Ontology annotation, biological process: G protein-coupled receptor signaling pathway.